UUCUGACGUCACCAUUUGGGCGCACUGUUCCUUCUUCCGCACGUUCGCGCGCCGCCUGCGUCAUUUCCGCCCGCUGAGGGAGGAGGACAGAGGAGCGGAAAAUGGCGGACGGUGUUGAUCACAUCGACAUUUACGCAGAUGUAGAAGAGGAGUUCAAUCAGGAAACGGAUUAUCCCGUUCACGAGCAGAUCGACCUGUACGAUGAUGUCAUCUCCCCCUCGGCCAAUAACGGUGAUGCACCCGAGGACAGAGAUUACCUAGACAACCUGCCCGCACCUGGAGGCACCGAGGGGAAUAAAGGAGCUCCGCCCAACGUCGUUUACACCUACACGGGCAAACGCAUCGCUCUGUACAUCGGCAACCUCACCUGGUGGACCACAGAUGAGGAUCUGACUGAAGCAAUUCGCUCCAUCGGCAUCAGCGACGUUCUGGAAAUCAAGUUCUUCGAGAACCGAGCUAACGGACAGUCGAAAGGGUUUGCGUUGGUGUGUGUGGGAUCAGAAGCCUCCUCCAGGAAGUUGAUGGAUUUGCUGUCGAAGCGAGAGCUGCACGGCCAGAACCCGAUCGUCACACCCUGCAACAAACAGUCGCUCAGUCAGUUCGAGCUUCAGUCACGUAAGAGCACCCAGUCGGGGCAAAUGUCCGGGGAAGGGAAGGCUGGACCGCCAGGUGUGGGUCCCCGCGGCGGUUUUCCCCUAGGUAGGGGUCGAGGGCGCUUUCCAGGUCCUGCAGGGCCAGGAGGAGAUCGCUUUCCUGGACCCGUUGGACCUGGGGCGCCCCCUCCACACUUCCCUGGUGGUAUGCAGGGUCCUCCCCGGCCUCCUCCAGGCCCCCCUGGUCCUCCAGGUCCUCCUGGCCCUCCACCUCCUGGGCAAGGUUUAGCCCCACCCCUUUCAGGCCCCCCUAAUAGAGGGGACCGCCCACCUCCUCCUGUCCUGUUUCCUGGUCAGUUUGGCCAACCUCCGCUCGGCCCGUUACCCCCUGGCCCACCUCCUCCGGGUUAUGGUCCACCCCCUGGCCCACCCCCACCUCAGCAAGGUCCACCUCCUCCUGGCCCGUUCCCACCUCGUCCCCCCGGUCCUAUUGGCCCUCCCUUGGCUUUAGCUCCACCCCCUCACUUACGUGGUCCCCCUCCUGGAGGCCCACCACCUGCCCCCCACGUCAACCCUGCCUUCUUCCCGCCGCCCGGAAACAACAACAUGGCAGCGCCGGAUAGAGCCCCGCCCCCCAACGACCCAUACGGACGGCCCCCUCCUUAUGACCGGGAUUACGGCCCGGGCAGGGAGAUGGAUGCAGCUCGGGCCCCUCUCAGUGAGGCCGAAUUUGAGGAGAUAAUGAACAGAAACAGAGCUAUCUCCAGCAGUGCUAUAUCCAGAGCCGUGUCAGACGCAAGUGCAGGAGAUUACGGCAGUGCUAUUGAGACACUGGUGACUGCAAUUUCAUUAAUAAAGCAGUCGAAAGUUUCAGCUGAUGAUCGCUGUAAAGUGUUAAUCAGCUCUCUGCAGGACUGCCUGCACGGCAUAGAGUCCAAAUCCUACGGCUCGGCCUCCAGGUACACUGCUCACCUGCGCUCAGAGCUCAUCUCUGCACAACGUAUUUCUGCACUCCAAUCGUCCUGUCCUCUCCCUGACUCUUCCGUCUCUCUCAGCAGACGAGAGCGAUCGCGGGACCGGGACCACAGUCGCUCUCGUGAGAAAAGUCGCCGUCACAAAUCACGCAGCCGCGAUCGGCACGAAGAUUACUACCGAGAGCGGAGCCGUGAGCGAGACCGCCAUCGCGAGCGGGACCGCGACCGAGAGAGAGACCGCGACCGAGAGAGGGAGUACCGCCAUCGUUAGGACGAAGAGCUCCGCUACGACGCUAGAGGACAUACCAGGUAGGUAACUGUAAGGUAAGACCACACACACACACUUAUUUUUUUACCACACUGAAGACUUUCUUUUUGUUUUCAUUUCUAAUUAAUUACUGCUCAUUCCAUGCUGAAAAUUGAUUAGUUCAUGAUUUGAUUUGUACUGAUGACCUCUUAAAGGGUAUUUAUGUUUAUGCAGGACAAACACACACACACACACUCUUUGAAAGCAGUGUUAUUUUCGUGCCUAUGUGUUUGUAGACAUUACCGUAAUUAAAUUAUGAUAAAAUAUUUGCAUUCAGGUGCAGACUGUAAGAAGUCAAUGAUUGUUCAAAUGUUGUAUACAAAUAGGUUAUGAAGUAUAUUUUGAGAGUGAGUAAAUAGUAAAUGAGGAUAUGUUGAAUUUUGGGAUUCUGCAGUCUGGAAUGUUAAUGAUGUGCGUUUUUAAUAAUCAGUGUAUGUAUGGAGAUUGUACUAAAGUACAGGGAUUUAAUUCAAUAAUAACUGGUUUUGUUGGCUGUAGAAAUGAGAUUAAGUGAUUUUUAAGUGCAAAAAUACAUUUCCAAUGUUGGUGUAACCUGUGAAGACCAGUAAUUAUAUUUUGAAGCAGUUAUUCCUGAAUCUAAGGCGCUAUUUAAGCGUUAAUUAGUGCUAUAGCAUUUUUUUUUUCAACACUGACUUAAAAGCAUUCUAAUUCUCAGUGAUUAAUUUUUAUAUCGUGAAUAUCUUUGGAAAAACUUCCCACAGUAAGAGGUUCUCUGAAACCUAAAUGCUGCCUUACAGCCAAGGUAGUAGUUUUUGCUCAUGUACCAAAUCCAUUCAUUGUUAUUUGUAUUUUCUUCAGAAAAUUGGCACAAAAAAGUAAUGUAUCUAUCUUGGUUAUAGAUAUUUCUGUAAUUGUAAUAAAUUAGGCUAUAUUGAAGUACUUAAUUUAGUUUCACCUGUUGAAAUUUGGUAUGUGAUCGAUUUAGUUAUAAACAGACAGAAAUCUGGGAUGGAUUGAUCCAAAAUGUUCAUUUCUGUGGCUGUAAUCUUUGGAAAAACAAUAAAAUAUGCUGAGGUUGACUGUUUUAAGGGUUUAUUCAGAAAUUUAAACUUCACUUUUGUAGCCUGUUAGUAUUAAUGUUGUAAUGAGAAAAUGAUUAAAAUUCUUGUACUUAAGAACUAUGAGGCUUGACUGAUUUAAUAUUUAAUAAUGGAAUAAAUUGGCUAUAAUCUGUCGGAAAACCUAUAUGUAUUGGUGAUCAGUAUGUUCUGUUAUACCCAAUCAGGUUGAUUUAAUUGAGUUGCAGUACCAAAACGUAAAAUGUUAAGGUACUAAGUACAGAUAUUUAAUAUCAUAAGUCAGUGAUGGAUGAAGUUACUGUUUGUAUACACGAAUUUUACAUGACUUUGUAGUAUUAAAUGUUUAAAUGCUUAAUUUUCCUUUGCUAUCAGAUCUUCAAAUGAAUUUAUUAAGAAUAUGGCUGGUGUAAUGAUCAUCACAUGUCAAAUUGUUUAAUUGGUAAAUCAGAUUGGCUUUAUUCUGUCAAAACUGUUUUCAAUUUUUCUGUCUUGCUAAAAAUUUUGCCAAAAGAGUGUUUGAAAAAAGAAAUUCCCAAAGUUAUGUACAUAUGCAGGUUCUUUUGAUGCCAUGAUGGUGAGAAAAAUGUAAAGUUCUAGCAUAAAAUGUCCUUAUUAUCAGAUGAAAGCUGAGGCCAUGUUUAGUGUAAUGGUAAUUAAAUUCAGUAUUGUUAGUUAGUAAAGUAGUCUUUUUGGCUGUUUUGAAAUAAUGUGUGGUCCUAAAUUUGUUCAGAAAAAUUGAAAAACCUGUAUCAUUGGUUAAGUGGUGUUUUGGCUAUUUGAAGUAAUCUUUGUGGUCCUCAACUGUUUUGAAAUUUUUGGAAUUCUGCUUUUUGGCCUUUUGUUCACAUUAGGAAGCGACUAAAUUAAUAUUUUUAUAGUCUUUUUUUCUUCUUUUUCACAAGUAACUAAUUUUAAAUAAAAUAGCUGGCUCAUGUUAAAAUCUCCCAGUUAACAUAGCAGACUUUGUUGGAUUUAUUUAGCAACGGUGAUGUUCACUAGUUUCCUGUGUUGUAUGUAUAUGUAGUGCAAAGUUUGAGAACUGUGGGACUUUGGAGAACCCAAACAACAAUAAUUUGUAUUAUUUCACCACAGUAUAUGCUUAUUUACUAUUGCCAAAAUAAAUUCAGUGAAAUAGUCACUUGUUGCUUUGUCACUUGCUAAUGUGAACAUAAUGGUAAGGGAUUUUUGAGCUAACUAGCGAACUAGAGUUUGAUGAGAGAUUGUAGUGAAAUCUAAAGUUGAGCUUAUAGGAUCAUUAGUAUUGUGUAUUUGGAUGAUAUCAUGUUUUGCUGCAGGGUAUUUUUGCAUUGAUGUGUAAUUCAGAAAGUGUUCAGUUGAGAAAAUCUGAAAAAGGAUCAAACAUGUAGGUUCGAUAUAAUUUCCAUUAACUUCAGGUUGAAUCAAAUGUCCACAAACAAUCUCGAGUUGCUUUUAAUUUAAAGAGCAAGUAGUCAUGGUCACUACAACUACAUUGUCCGAUACUGUAAGUGUUUAUAAAUGUUAACUAUAGCAAUUCUUCUCCAUAUUUGUAUUUAUCUAUUGAAGUUUUAUAGUUUUACUCUAAAGUAGGCUUUGGUUAACCUGACUUUAAAAAAAAAAAACAACCUGUUCAAUCAAAUGUGAAGUUAGAAUUGUUCUAUAAUUCGAUGAGUAACCUUUUGAAUAUGAUUGUGUACACUUUCAUUCAACAUGGCCUGUUACUAUGAUUAUGUAGCAUGACAUUUAUUCUCUUUAGUCUGAAAUGGAGAAGUGUGAGGACAUUGUCCGUACUUUGCUUUUGCUUCUGAUCUCAUUAUUACUGAAAGGUGAGACUUCAGAAAAUGUUUUUGCCAAUUUGUUGUAAUUUAUAGCUUGAUGAAUGUAACUGUCACAAGUUACAGCAAAUUCAAAUUUAUGAUCAAAAAUGUAUUUUUUUGCCAAGAAAAAGGUUAAUAAAUCAGUAUGAAAGAAAUAAUUUUAGGUUCUAGGGAAAGGGGGCAGGUGUAUCGAGUAAAGUUUAAGGUUUGCCAUCAGCCAAAUAAUUAUUUAUUUAUCUAUAAUAUUAAUGUAUCAUUGAAAUGUUGAAAUGCCUGUAAUACCUAAAUAUAAUCAUAUCUAUUUAGUAGAAGGCUUAUGAUUGAUGAUUAAAAAAACCCUAAUAAGUAACACUUAAUAAAUCUAUUUAUUAUUGAUUUUAAAUAAAAUUGAACUUUUCAAAUUUCAGUUGUAGCUUGCCAUACCUACAAACAUAACUACAGACUUCAUAAAUUACUUUGUGUUUUUACCCAGUAGUUUUGUAAACUUGAUAAACCUGCCCCGAAGGUUGAAGUUAUACUGUAAGUCCAUUAAAGUUUAUUUUCUCCUGCAAUAUAGACUUAACAAUACAAGUAUAUAGCACUGUAGAAUUCAUCAGGUGCCAUUAGUGCCUGUCACGUAUUUACCUACAUUUAGUACAAAACAUUUUUUUACGUGUGUGUCACAAUUCAGAUUGUCAUUACAUUGUCAAUAUACAGGAAGUUGAAAAUGGUUGAUUUUAUUCUGAGGUUCUGAUCAAAUUUGUGCCUUCAUGCUGAUCAUUCAAAGCCAAUAUUAUUUGACAAGUUGUCAAGGAAAUGGUAAUGAAUUUUGGUGCUAAAAAUUCUGCUGCACGUUUUAUCAUUGUAUAACAUCAAGUUGCAGUUAAGUUACUUAAAAAGUAAGAUAUUUAACUUGAUAAGGGAUGAGUAAGGGAACACACUUGCAAGCUCGAUGGUCCAUUUUAAAGUAAUUCAACUGCAACCAGAUAAUUUAAGUAAAAUUCCAAAUAUCUGGCUUUGAAGAGCAUGGAGCACAAAACAUUUAUAAAUAUAAUUGUUUUUUAUAUUCUGAAUUGCUUCGCUUUAGAAGUUGCGAACAGGUUUGUGCCCUUUUGUGUACACUCAACAAAGCAUGUGCCGAUAUUCAGUUUUUCAGUAUAUUACCAGUAUUUAGUAUGCAUCAAAUUGUAUUUAUAGAUAUUAUAAAAGACAAUUUAAGCUAAGGAUGUUGAUCAAAUGCACGUUUCAAUUAUAUGCAGAUCUAGUAUCGGCCCAUGCCUUGAUUUUGGUGUUUUUUCUGUUUUUGUUCUCGUGUUUUGCAGCACAUGUAGGUUUAGUUGUAUUAAAUUCAACCAUAAAAAUAGAACAUUUUAUGCUUUCUAGAUAUUUUAUUUAUAGAUUUGUCUGGUGGAAGGAGCUGACAUUUAUUAUUAUGAUUAUUAUUAUUAUUAUUAUUACAUUAGGUGUUUUUUUUUUGUUUGUUUCUUUUAGGGUUGUAUGUUUUUAAACAUUUCUCUUCCUGUUACAGGGUUGGACAAACUGUCUGUAUGUAUGUACAUUGGAUAUAAAGUCUGCACACCCUUGUUAAAAUUGCAGAUUAUUUUGAUGUAAAAAUGGAAACCAAGAGAAAUCAUGCCGGAAAUUUCAAGUGAAAAAUAAAUAUUCUAAGGUGGGAAAAGAAAACCUGUGCAAUAACCUUCUUGCACACCUUUUAUCUAAUAUUUUAUUUAAUAUUUUAUUCUACUCUUCCUUACAAAAAUGCUCCAGAUCUAUCAGAUUGUGUGGGGAUCUCCUAUGCACAGCUGUCUUCAAGUCAUUCCACAGGUGUUGGAUAAGAUUUAGAUCUGGGCUCUGACUGGUCCGUUCCAAAAUGCUUUUGAAGCAAUUCCUUUGUUGACUUGGGAUUCGUUAUCGUGCUUGAAGGUGACAUUUUUCUUCAUUGUCAGCUGUGUAACAGGACUACAGUUUCUGUGCUGAGUUAGAUUGGUAUUUGGAGCGAUCCAUGGUUCCCAGUCCCAGCUGAAGAGAAUCAGAACCAUUGUGUGAUGCUGCCACUACCACACUUCACCGUGGGUAUGGUGUUCUUUGGGUGAUAAGCUGUCUUGUUUUUAGACCAAACAUGUCUUUCAUAAUUAUGCCAAGUUCUAACUUGGUCUCGUCUGAGCGUAACACAUCUCGCCACGUGAUUUGGGCCGUUUGUUUAGUUUUUUUGUUUUUUUUUUGUGAGAAAAGGCUUUCUUCUAGCCACCUUACGCCAUAGCCCAGACAUAUAAGAAGACUACAAGAGACCGUCACAUGCACAGAGUAAUCUGUACUUGCCAGAUUUUCCUGCAACUCAGUCAGUGUUGCUGUAGGUCUCUUGGCAGCAUCCCUGGUAAGUUUUUAUGUAUUUUGGAGGGACGUCCAGUUCUCUGCAGUGUCACUGUCGUGCGCUAUCUUCACUUGUUGAUACUUCACUUGUAAGCCUUUGAGGACCAUUGCUUAAGCAGUCGGAUGAAACCAAGAUUUUGUCAAGAAACUCGUGUAUCUGGACUUUAUUUGGGGUUCAUCAGAAUCACAUCAUUGAUGACCGCAGUAUGAUUACUUUUGAUCAUGAGAUUGAGUGGGAUUGGUUCAUUCUGAGCACAGUCACUCGACCCAUUACAAAAGAAGAAGCCUGUCACGUUUACAUUAUAGUACGUUGGGGUCAGAGUGCAGGGUCAGCCAUGAUAUGGCGCCCCUGGAGCAGAGAGGGUUAGGGGCCUUGUGCAAGGGCCCAACAGUGGCAGUUUGGCAGUGCUGGGGCUUGAACCCCCGACCUACUGAUCAGUAACCCAGAGGGUGUGUACAGUUAUGCUAUAAAAUAAAAUCUAGUAGUCAUUAACUUGAAAUUUGACGUUUUCUUGGUUUAAUUUUUUACAUUACAAAAACCUGCAGUUUUAACGGGGGGUGUAAACCUUUUACGCUCAUUGUAUGUAAAACAUUUACUCAGAACUGAGUAAAAAGUCUAAAAGUCAAGAGUAUGUCUUCACAAUUCGGUUACUUAUAUUUUUAUCCUCAUCAAUUAACCAGCCAGAAUGAUUCAACUUUAUGAAUUAAAUCCCGACGUUUAUUUGUCCAGCCCUGAUUUGUCUUAUUCUGCUAUCCAAUUCGUACCAUCUCAAAUAUUUUAUAAUUGUUAUGCUCACUUCAUCGACAGUAUUACAAAUUAUUUAUAAAAAGUGAGGUUAUAAUCAGGACAUUUUGGAAAACUUUCUAUCUAUGUAUAUAAAUCUAAAUUUUAGUCACUUUGUCAUCCAGCAUAUAUAAAAGUAGCUUCAUAUCAGGCAAAUUAUAAGUUUCCACAAAAAUGUUCUGAUUUUGCCAUUUUGACACAAGUGGUUAUAUUUUUACAUGUUAUUAAUAUUUUUGUAGUUGAUGGAUGAAUUGUGUGGUAUGGUAUGUGUUCUAGGAUGGGUAAAUGGGAUAUACUUUAAAAAAACAACAACAAUUGAAUUAACAACUGCGAUAAAACGAAUUGUAAUUGGCUUUAGUUGAUCUUCAUAAUUAAGUUAUAAAUGGCCAUUUCCAAUUAAAAUGUGCUUCGAUUUCUGACAGAUGAUUAUUUUGCUUCAUUAAAUAUUACAGAAAUAAGGUUAAAUUUCAUAGAUCUGUUAAAUAGUAAUACUAUUGCUGCUCAUUUAAGUCUUCUCAUAGCAGUUGUAUUGUAAUUGGUGAGAUAAAUAUUAAAAAUCCUUAUUUUUAAAGCCUUAAUUUUUCCCAAAUUCUUUUUGAUCUAUUUGUGUAAUGUGUAACGCAGAUUUAAUCUCAAACAGUGAAGAUAAAAGCUGUCUGAAGUGUUUAAAUUUGGAUGUGUUGAAGGUAAAUUUGUGAAUGAUUUUCUGACCUUGAACUUGUUAAAGUUUGAAACGAGAGCAACUCGCAUGCUUAUUGUGUGUAAGUAUAAAGUGUGUGUGUGUAUGUGUGUCUGUGUGGGUUUGAACCCCCAAACCAAACUGCCACCUCCGUUUCUGACACCUUUCAGCUGAAUGGAAGAAAACGAGGAGGAGGUGGAGGAGGAAGCGAUCCGAGCACUUCACACUCAUCCAUCAGCGCUCUUCAUCCCUCCGUCACCAAGACGACUGGACUCGGCCACACAGCGCUCCAGUACUGCUCUGUUUAAAAAAACGUAUAUAUAUACUUACUCUUAAUUCCCAGCGGCAUAUUUUUUAUUUUCUACAUUUUAUUUGAUCUGCGUAAAUGGAAGAAGAAAAGUAACUUUUUCGGCGUUAAAGUAACUUUUGCCUGCUCGGUCCUCCACCAAAAACUUAACCGUUUUGACGCCUGUGAUGUGUAAAUUGUUAGACGUUGUUUUUAUAGGGAACUUUUGUUUUCAACGCCCUCCUACCCUUAUUUUCCCCACCGUUUGUCUUCAUCAUUGUCUGUGAAUGUCUCUGCCUUGAUUUAUUAAAUAUACUGUUGUAAUAAAGUGUUUCUGGGGUUGCCA
Molecule: messenger RNA, 9154 nt
Organism: Ictalurus furcatus (blue catfish)
Lineage: Eukaryota; Metazoa; Chordata; Actinopteri; Siluriformes; Ictaluridae
Gene: cpsf6
Product: cleavage and polyadenylation specific factor 6
Exons: 9
Coding region: 102-1838 (578 amino acids)
Biological process (GO): mRNA alternative polyadenylation
Cellular component (GO): mRNA cleavage and polyadenylation specificity factor complex
Molecular function (GO): mRNA binding
Source: RefSeq, a predicted model, not a curated record